Mugil cephalus (flathead mullet) is the source of this 4224-nucleotide messenger RNA. Its product is annotated as integrin alpha-3-like. Gene Ontology annotation, cellular component: external side of plasma membrane; integrin complex. Gene Ontology annotation, molecular function: integrin binding. Lineage: Eukaryota; Metazoa; Chordata; Actinopteri; Mugiliformes; Mugilidae. The transcript has 28 exons. The record is from RefSeq and is a predicted model, not a curated record. Gene Ontology annotation, biological process: leukocyte migration; cell adhesion mediated by integrin; integrin-mediated signaling pathway. Bases 310 to 3534 code for a protein of 1074 amino acids.
GGUGUGGGUAGGUUAACAGAGAGAGAGAGAAAGAAACAUGAUUUCAUUUCAGGGGCGAGUGAGCACGGCUGAAGAAUGAAAAUGAGAGAGAGAGAGAGGUGGAGAGACCUUGAGCUGUAACAGGGAAAGAGAGGCAGCUGAGGGCGUGCAGAUCAGUUGUCGGCAGAUGGAGAAGAAGUCAGAGCAGAGCGAGACACGGACCGACUGAGAACCAGGACGCGCUCAGUUUAUCUUCAUUUACAAAAAAACAAACAAACAAAAACAAACAGGAAGCUGCUUCUGUCUGAGGAAAAACAGGUGUACGUCUCCAUGGCAACAGGUGCGUACGUGUUGCUGAGUGCGGCUGUCGGUGUGUGCGUAGCAUUUAACCUCGACACAUCCUUCCCGCUCUUGAAGACGGGCGAAAACGGGAGUCUGUUUGGGCUUUCAGUUGCUCUCCACCAAGACCUGAGGACGGACGGUUACCUACUAUUGGUUGGAGCUCCCAGGGAGAAGGCCGAGCCUAAUGUUCAAGCCAAUCGAACAGGAGGAGUGUAUGGCUGUCCAAUCAAUGCUGACCAGUCAGACUGCAGGAGGAUAGCGCUCAUAGAUUCAGACCUGGAUGUGUCUAAUGACCUGGUGGAGGACAUGUGGUUGGGUGUCUCAGUGGCCAGUCAGGGCCGACCUGGGGGGAGGGUUCUGGCGUGUGGUCAUCGCUUUGUUAAACUUUACGGGGCGUCCAAACUCAGACAGAUGAUUGGUCAGUGUUAUGUCCGUGGAACCGACCUGCAGUAUGACGCUAAUGAUAGACAAUGGCAGAACCCAUAUCAACCCUGCAAUCACCAGGCGGACAUCAGCAAAGAGGUCAUGUGUAACAUGGGGAUUUCAGCCUUUAUGACUCAGACGGAAGUCAUUGUUGGCUCACCUGGAAGCUACGAAUGGCAAGGAAAUGUCCACAUCCUGUGGAAAAAUCCAAAUGAUGAAUUUGACACCCGGGAGGCCGUCCUUUCCAGCUUGGAACGCAGAAACAUUUAUAUAGGAUAUUCGGUUACUCAGGCUGCUCGUCUUCUUUCUCCGGAUGUUGAAACCGUAGUGACAGGUGCUCCAAAGGACAGUAAAGAAGACGCCCGUGGCUCGGUGCUGCUGGUGGUCAAACACUCGAGUGAACUCACAAUUCAGCAGACUCUGCGCGGUCAACAGACGGGCUCGUACUUUGGAAAUGCCGUGGCAACUGUGGACCUCAACAAUGAUGGGUGGAACGACCUUAUAGUGGGCGCACCUUUUUACUUUCAUCGUCAGCGGGAGGAGGGUGGGGCAGCCUAUGUCUACAUGAACACUGGAGGGCGGUUUGACUCUGAACCCAGUGUGGUGCUGAAGGGACCGGCUGGAUCAGCGUUUGGUAUGGCCGUUGCUUCUGCUGCAGACCUCAACCAAGAUGGCUUCCAGGAUUUUGCAGUCGGUGCUCCUUUCCAUGAAACAGGAAGCGUGAUGAUCUUUACAGGGAGCAGUGGAGGGAUCUCGACAAAGCCAAGCCAGGUCAUCCAGGGCAGCAGUGUCUCUCCGAGGUUCAGGACAUUUGGAUACUCUCUAUCUGCAGGUCUGGACGUUGAUGGGAACAAAUAUCCAGACCUGCUGGUUGGCUCUUUGGACGACACCGUUGCUCUGCUCAGAUCUCGUCCGGUCAUCUACCUCAAUAAAACAAUCAGAGUUUCUCCAUCUAUUGUCGACCCCAACAGCUGCAACUUCUGUGUUCAGGUGGAGGUGUGCUUCUCCUACCUGUUCAGCAGCGGAGACAAGAGCGACAGAGACAACAUCACUGUCCAUUUCACAGUAGCCGCUGACGUCACCAGCCUCAAGCCCCGCCUCCGUUUCCAAGACAACAAACAGAACGUGUACUCUGGUUUCCUGUCGAUGCCAAAAAAGCACUGCGAAACACUAAGUGUCGGACUCCUGAGUCCAAUCCAGAACAAAGUGGAACCCUUGGUAUUCUCUCUUAACUUCUCCUUGUACGAGAUGUUUCCUGAGGAAAAAAACCCUGUACAGGACCUGAAACACUUCCCUGUGUUGAGCCAGACACCACAACCCAUCAAAACCGAGAUCCAUAUCCAGAAGGCCUGUGGUUCUGAUAACCGUUGCCAUAGUAACCUGCAGAUGGCAGCCCAGUUCACUGAUAAGGACCAUAAACCCUUCGCUGAGGAGCAAGGCACGCAGGUGUUGCACUACAAUGCUAGCAUCACAGAAUUGCUUCUGGAGAUUAACGUCAGCAACACACCAUCGCCAGGACGGCAAGCAGAGGACGCUCACAAUACUGUUUUGAGCAUUGACAUUCCACCAUCACUGCUGUACGGAGGUGUUAGAACACAGCCCAACGACACAGUGGUGGCAUGCUCUGCUAAGGAUGCUGUUCUUCUCUGUGAGCUGGGAAACCCAUUCAGGAGCAACCACCAGGUUAAGGUUUUCAUAGCAUUUCAGUCGUCUGAGAUAAGUUUGGACACCAAAGAGAUUCGGUCUCUGCUGCAGUUGUCCACGCACAGUGAGCAGUCAGAUCUGUCUCCGGUUUCUGUCUCCAUGUUUGUGAAGUAUACACUGCAGACAUCUCUACUUCUAAAGCGUUCACCUGGCCGCACCUCUUUCGGUGGUCAUGUGAUUGGUGAGUCGGCCAUGAACAAGACAGAGGACAUCGGCAGCCUGCUGCUCUUCGUCUUAGAGGUUCACAUCCAAGGGAAGCCGCUGGGUCACCUAGGACACCUGGAGGUGGAGUUUAAGUGGCCGAUGGAGACAACCAAUGGGAAGUGGCUGCUGUACCUCACAGAAAUCCAAGUCAACGGCACCUCGGAGCAUCACUGCGCUCCGUCCGGAGACGUCAUCAACCCGCUCAAAUUUGUGAUAUCAAAGGAGGAGAGGAGGAAGAAGAUGAGGAGGAGUCUGGGGGAAGAGGAGGUGGUGAGGAAUGAGGAGCAGAGAGAAAAAGCUCUACCUGUCCAACUGAGGGGACAGAAGAAGAAGACCUUUACACUGGACUGUGACCAUGGGGCAAAAUGCAAAAGCUUCGCCUGCCCUCUGGUCAACAUGAAUAACUCAGCAUAUCUGACCGUUAGAGCCAGACUGUGGAACUCCACCAUGAUCGAGGACUACCGUGAUGCAGCGAGUGUGUUAGUUCGGGGUCAAGCCACUCUUAAGCUAAAGACUAACAAACCCACUAUCAACAUGCAACAACAAAGCCUGGAGAUGGAGGUCAAAAUUGAUCCAGAGUUGGCGCUUCAAGUGGACUCCAGUGUCCCCAUGUGGAUCAUUGUGAUGUCUGCUCUGGCUGGGAUCUUGCUGCUGGCUGUGAUCUGCCUGCUGCUGUGGAAGUGUGGUUUCUUUGUGCACCAGAGGACAUGGCGGACCGCAGCGCUCCACCAGGGGAGGAUCCUGGGUAAAGACCAGCAGCAUCAGCAGCAUCAGCAGCAGUACAUGGACGCUGACGGUUUCCUCAUCCAGGACCAGGCCUCCUUGUCCCGAAACAGGAGGUCACCCAAACGCUGGGUGACCUCCUGGACUGAGACUCACUGAGGGACUCGCUGUACCCAUGGAAACACACCCUGAACCAAACUGUACCAGAGCGGACCCAAUUGGACCAAACCAGACCAACACACUGCCAGUCAUGUCUGCUGACAUCUGAAAACCCUCUAAAACAGCUUUCCUUUACUUCACUUAUUAGAUGUGCAGAUGUGAGGUUUCGGCCGGCUGCAGGGUUAAAGAUAUACAUGAAUGUGCUUAUAGAACAUCUUAUAAUUUAUCUGUAUUUGACAUGUGUUUAUGUUUCACUGUCGUCUGACUUCAGCUCCAAAUCAAAGGCUCAUGAUUUUGAUUUUAAAGGGCUACACUAGAUGAGCGCAGAAGGCGUCUUUUAGGACCAAAUAUGGCAGCAGGGUUGGUGUUCCAGGUUUUUAUCUAUUCUGUUUACCUUCUGUCUUUGUGCUGCCUUCGAGGCUCCGAAACGCCUCGUCCCUCUUGAAAAGAGUUAUUAGUAAAAUCAUUCCCGUUGCUCCAGUUGCCAAAGGAACCUGCAAAGGAAAUGUUUGUUAGUGUUGACAUAAUCGUUUUUUGUGUCCCCUACUUUAACUGCCAGCUUUUUGUAAGUGUUUUGAUAGAAUUAUGAUAUUUCUGACAGCACCUGAAAGCAGCAUCAGGUUCUGUGAUAUUUGGCUAAAAUGUGUGUCUGUGUGUUUUCUCUGUGUCAUUAAAGUCAUUUUUUGAGGA